AUGGAGUCGUUGCGCGGCGUGACCGUUCCAACAGGAGAUGGGAUGGGAAACAGUUCCAACGCCAGGAUGUCGUGGAGCAACCCCGUGCUAGGCGAUACGGAUCCUAUUGUCUCGUUUCCGAAGACCACGGACCAAACCGAUAUCGACGCUUUGGGGAGCUGUGCCGACGACAGUCACAACCAGGAGUCACAGAGCUCGGGGUUUGGAGGAGAGGUGGUGCCUUUGUUGGGGCUAGCGGCCAUGUGCUCCUUGCGAACGCGCAGGCCUAGCGGCACUCCUAUGGCCUUAGUAGGCCAGAGCCUUCCGGUCGAGACCAUGGACGAGCCGGCGACGGUGAUGCACACCGCGGGCGGCCGACGUAAGCGCUUGGGCGUGGGCGGUCGUAUUUGCAUGCUGACUGGCGUGAAGAAGAUCAAGGGCGUCGUUCGGACCUACCACCUCAAGAAGAACUGCCGAUAUUGGCGCCCAAACACCAUGUGGAAGAACCUUUGGUGGGACAAGGAGAAGAAGUGGGUCCGACUUUACAUCUGCGUGGAUGCCUUGCCUUAUGUUGCGGAGCCCAGGGAAUCAGUGUUUCUGGGGAGAGGUGGACAUACUCCACGCUUUGUCUUCGUGCUUCCCCCCUUCGGGGUGGCCGAAGGUGGUCGCCACGAGUUCGGUGCUCGAAGCCCUAUAGGCUACAGGGGCUACUUUGAUCUUGGAAUGACCAACAGGAAGGAUUAG
This is a messenger RNA of Durusdinium trenchii, 723 nucleotides long. NCBI's taxonomy places the organism in Eukaryota, Dinophyceae, Suessiales, Symbiodiniaceae. The record is from the annotation of a GenBank genome assembly.